ACAUUUCUUCACCACAAUUCACAUAUUCAAACACAUGGCCCAUUUUGGUGUUUUCCUUCUGGGUCUUCUUGCAUUGUUAUCCCAUGUUUAUGUAGCAGCUGGUAAUGGUGGUUGGUCUAAUGCUCAUGCCACCUUCUACGGUGGCGGCGACGCCUCCGGAACAAUGGGUGGAGCUUGUGGGUAUGGGAAUCUAUAUAGUCAAGGAUACGGUACAAACACCGCGGCUCUAAGUACAGCUUUGUUCAACAAAGGGUUAAGCUGUGGGUCUUGCUAUGAGAUCCGAUGUGUUAACGACCGUCAAUGGUGUUUGCCGGCCACCAUUAUGGUCACAGCCACCAACUUCUGCCCACCCAACAGCAACGGUGGCUGGUGUGACCCUCCAAGACAACACUUUGACCUCUCUCAGCCUAUCUUCCAACACAUUGCACAAUACAAAGCUGGAGUUGUCCCUGUUGCUUACAGAAGGGUACCCUGUCGGAGAAGGGGUGGAAUUAGGUUCCAAAUCAAUGGACACUCUUACUUUAACCUUGUAUUGAUUACAAACGUGGGUGGUGCCGGUGAUGUGCAUGCGGUUGCUAUCAAAGGGUCUAGGACCGGAUGGCAACAAAUGUCACGAAACUGGGGGCAAAAUUGGCAAUCCAACUCUUACCUCAACGGACAGUCCCUAUCUUUCAAAGUCACCACUAGUGACGGUAGGACUGUAGUGUCCUACAAUGUUGCCCCCGCUAGGUGGUCCUUCGGUCAGACCUUCACUGGUGGCCAAUUCCGUUGAAAAGACAUCUAUGUCCUCUAUACAUACUUUUAAUUACCGGAGGACUUAUUUUGGAGAGGUCAUUUUGCUCUAAAGCCAUGGGCGGCGGUGGACUUUAACCACCCGCUAGUAGUAGGACUAGUUUAAGAUGUCCUUAUUUGUAAUGGUUUUUAUUUUUGAGGUACUAAGUUGUAAAUUCUGGUUUUAUAUUUGUAUUUUGUGUGCAACUUAACAUGCACAUCGUACAAUAUUUCUAAGCAUGUGGAAGGAUUGGCUAGCUUUGUAAUGGAUUUAUGAUUUAUGGGUAUAAAAUAAAUAUAUGAUCUUGGGGGAAUUUAUAAAAA
Molecule: messenger RNA, 1095 nt
Organism: Helianthus annuus (common sunflower)
Lineage: Eukaryota; Viridiplantae; Streptophyta; Magnoliopsida; Asterales; Asteraceae
Product: expansin-A10
Exons: 3
Coding region: 35-772 (245 amino acids)
Biological process (GO): plant-type cell wall organization
Cellular component (GO): extracellular region
Source: RefSeq, a predicted model, not a curated record